AUGGUGAACUUAAUCAAAGUUCGGAACUUUAUCUCUGCUAUCGAAUCGAAUAUUGUGCUGAAUGAUUUAAGUCCUAUAGUUGGGUUUUUUAGAUAUUGCCAUUUUGAAGCUCAUUCGGAUUUUAAUUCAAACAUUUCUAGUUUACCAUCCCUUCCAACAAAAAAGGUCUCUAAGACUGUUGGGAUUUUCUGGGAUUUGGAUAAUAAACCUCCCAAGUCAUUUCCUCCUUAUGAUGCUGCAGUUAGGCUUAAGAACGCCGUGGCUGAAUUUGGUUUCGUUAGGUAUAUGAUAGCUUAUGCUAAUAGGCAUGCUUUUAGUUAUGUGCCGCCUGAAGUGAUGGCUCAGAGGAAAGAGAGGAAAGAAUUGAAUCGAUUGGAAAGAAAAGGUAUUGUUAAGCCAAGUGUGCCUUAUAAAUGUAGAGUUUGUGGUAGAAAGUUUCAUACAAAUGAGAGGCUUAUUAAUCAUUUCAAGCAAAUUCACGAGAGUGAACAGAGGAAAAGGUUGAACAGGAUUGAGUCUGCCAGGGGAAAAAAGAGGUUGAACUUGGUUGCUCAGUAUUCUAUGAAGAUGGAAAAGUAUAGAAAUGCUGCUAGGGAUGUUUUGACUCCAAAAAUUGGUUAUGGUUUGGCUGGUGAGUUGAAAAGGGCAGGAUAUUGGGUUAGGACUGUAUCCGAUAAGCCUCAGGCAGCAGAUGUUGCAUUGAGGAAUCAUAUGGUGGAUUUGAUGGAUAAGAAACUAGUUGAUUGUAUCGUUCUUGUAUCCGAUGAUUCAGACUUCAUCGAAGUUUUGAAGGAGGCUAAAUUGAGGUGUUUGAAGACAGUUGUUGUGGGUGACAUCAAUGAUGGGGCGCUCAAAAGAACUGCUGAUGCUUCUUUUUCAUGGCAGGAGAUAAUGAAGGGAAAAGCUAAAGCAGAAGCUGGAUCAGUUGUUGAGCGAUGGAAGGACAAGGAUAUUUUGAAAAGAUUAGAAUGGACAUAUGACCCUGCAACGGAGAAAGAACUGUGCUAUUCAGAUUUUGAAAGUGAGGACUCUGAUCUGGAAGAGUUUUUCUCAGGCGAUGAAGAUAGUUCUGUGCAGCAGGAAAAUCCUAAUCCUUGGUGGAAACUGCAACCUGCGACGAGAGGUGUAAACAGCUUCUCGCAGUCGGAGAGAUGA
Molecule: messenger RNA, 1155 nt
Organism: Oldenlandia corymbosa var. corymbosa
Lineage: Eukaryota; Viridiplantae; Streptophyta; Magnoliopsida; Gentianales; Rubiaceae
Source: the annotation of a GenBank genome assembly